Dermacentor albipictus is the source of this 3793-nucleotide messenger RNA. The record is from RefSeq and is a predicted model, not a curated record. Lineage: Eukaryota; Metazoa; Arthropoda; Arachnida; Ixodida; Ixodidae.
UUAGAAUAGACGUGUACAAUGGGCAUGCUAUUCUUACUAUAAUACUAUGGACAUGCGAGGGACCUUGCAUGUACUGUACACUCAUCUACAGCUUUUUAGCACCCGCCACCACCAUCUCAAGUGGUAAAAAUUAGCCCGAAGUCCCCCACUACGGCGUGCCUCAUAAUCAGAUUGUGGUUUUUGCGCGUAAAACCAGUAAAACUCAGAAUUAAACAGUUGUUUUGCUGGUACGGAUAGAAGCUCUCAUAUGCGUGCUUCCACUUAGGUGGGCCCUAGGGGCCGCCAGGGUAGCUAGGGUCCCGAGCCCCGGCUACAGCCUGAAUUCUAUGGCCUGAGCAAAGGAGCAAAUGUUUCGCCUGAGCUGCACAGUACUGGCGUUCGAGGGCCUUCUUUUGGGUACGGAGCUAAUCGAUUAGCCAUCGGUACGUACUCCCGUACAGCUAAGUUCGGCGGAGCUGCUCCUGAGCCUCCGCGCAUCAGCAAUCCGUGUUUCGGAGAGGAGAGGCACAAGCUAUAGAACCAUGUCGCUACUGAAGGCGCUUGUUUCAGCGACGUUCUUGCUAAGCUGCAGCUGUUUCGGUGCGAAACUCCAAGAUUUCAGAAACCAGGUGCUGCAGACUACUGAAGUUUUUCAUUUUUAUAUCGAUAAAGAUAUGUUUGACGCAUCAAUAGAUAGCUAUGGGCGCACAGAAUUUAGAGCUGCUUUGUUAGGAAAGCCGGAUCUACCAAAGUGGAUGUUCCUACGGCAAACAGGCAAUUCAAAUAGGGCACUUUUGUACGGUUCGUAUCAAGACAACGGAGAACUCAAUAUUGAGGUCUUUGCCAUCAACAAGUACAACUACAAAACAUCUCUUCGUGUAAUUAGUCUUCAAGUGGAAAAAAGACCUAGAGAAGCACUUUACGAGGUAGAGAUGAAGUUCUUAAAUCUUAAUAUUGAAGACCUCUUUGAGGGUGACUGGCUGUCCGACUUGGAAGAAAUUUUUCGAGAUCACUUAUGGAAAGAAAGCCCAGUAAUCUAUGUGACAAAAGUGGCUUCAGUGGUGGACAUUGGUGGCAGGGUACCUGUAAAUCCAAAGGACAAGGAAGGCAUAGUGGUACGCAUUGGAGGGACGACCAACUUUUCUCAGGAGCUGCGCACUCUAGAAGUUGAAGCCAAUCAACUGCGAAACAGGGUCUCUUGUCCACGUGACUACAAACGAACAUCUGCUGAGUACCGUUUUCGAAGUAGGAGCUUUCUGCCUGACUGGUGUGGAUUCCGGCUAAUCACGCUGCCGGAGCAGCUAGAUGGUGAAGGAAUGAUGCAGCACCAAGAUGCUGCCUUCUCACCCAUCCCACUAGAAGAGGACAGCUAUAAUCCACCCGACAUGGGCCACCUGCCCCGGAGGGACUUGCUGGCAGAUUUUCUGCUCUCUCUACUACUGCCAGGUUUUGUCACAGCUAUGCUGCUCAGCACACUCACCUGCUUCAUGUGCUGCCAGCACGAAGAGGAUGUCCCGAGUACGCAGGUGGAACAGCACAGCUCCAUUGAGCGCGCCACCAAUGCCCUGCGCCAAAUGGCCACAAAGCGUAAUCUCUCCUCGGCAGCCUCAUCUCGAGUCCAUUCCCGUGCUGGCAGCCCCCUUGAUGCUUCACUUCCUCGGCCGUCUCGGCAAGGAACACUCAAGCUUCGGGCCCUCCCACCACCACCAUACUCUGCUGCCCAGAAUGAUGCCUGAUUCUGGAGAUGAGCAUGGUAGGAACCUAAGACAAGCUGGUCCACACUCAUCCCCAGCUUGUCUUCUUUAGCCGAAGCCAUUAGCAAACUUAUGAAGUAGAUCUUAGCUUUGACUGCACAUAGCUGCAUCUUUGGUACAAGUCCUUCAUUGGCUAUUGACAUCUUGCGAGCUUCCACGGCAAGAGGUAAACAUAUAGGUAUGUUCCAUUUCUUACAACUCCAACCUUUCUUGUGCCAAGUCUGUGUGACCUUUAGCAUACUGGUCCUUGAAGCUAUGUCAUAGCCUUUGCAUUUCAUUUAUCUGGCAAUUUAAACCAACUGUUCAUUUUGUUUAGUGAAUGAUUUCGUUCUUGGGAAAAUAGUUGUGAAGUCAUGUGGGCCAUGAAACUUGUAUGUUGUAAAAUCUGAUCUUUUGUGGAAGUACGGACAUUAUAUAUACAUUUGUAGAAACCUGGGCUUAGUACUUUGCAUUGUGUAAUUACUGUGAACUCAUAGUGAGCAUCAAUAUUAUUUAUGGAAGAAGCCAGUUUCUCAUUAUAUGUCACUUGUUCACAAUUAUGUUAGCCCAGACGUGUUAAAAAAGGCUACCUUAAAGAAAACUUUCCUACAAUAUAUUUGAGUUUUUCUUUAAUUGAAUAAAAGUGAUGUACAAAUUAUUUCAAUAUACUUGACACUGCACAGAAUGGAAACUGUGGAGAAGUUAGGAUGGUAUAUUUAUUGUGUCCAGGCAUGACAAAUGCACAAGGCUCUUUUCAUGUGCAUCACUAUGUUUAUCAGCCUUGUAAUGUUAGUGUAGGGAGUGGACAUUGAAGUCACUAAGAAAUAUUUGAGUCUUCAUCAAUGGGACUCACACUAUAUGAGAACAAAGAAAAACUGCGCAAAAAAGAACAAGACAGAGAAAGAACCACACGACACACUCUGUCUCGACUCUGUCUUGUUCUUUUUUGCGCAGUUUUUCUUUGUUCUCAUAAUGUCAUACCAACUAGCCCCUCACCGUAUGUUACUAGACUUCACCUCGCACUAUAGUUGUGAAAAAAAGAAAAGGUAGCUUGCUUUUGAACUAUGGCUGCCACUGCUCUUGAAUGACCAUUACCAACCGAAUAAUGUGGCAAAUGCCAUAAGAAGACCCCCUUCCCUCUCUCUAUCUCGCCCUUUGGUACUGACACAAACAGCAAGACCAAUUGUUUGCAAAGCCUUGUUCAUCCCUUGCACACAAAUAUAAAUGUCUUCAAAAUUCAAAUAACUUCCUAGUCAGUCAGUACCAAAACAUGGCAGACCUUUUAGCCAGUAACAGCUGGAAAUUCACCGACGUUGCAUUCUGCGAAAUUCUAGAGCUUUGAAAUUGUGUGUCGGCCAUGUUACUGCAGUUUCAGCUGGUUGUCAUUUAUUUAUUUUAUUUAUAGAUGUGUAAAACAUGUUGGUGUGUUUUCCUUAAUUUGUUCCUCAUAAUGUGUUUGAAUUGGUCUUUCAGCACACUAAGACUUCAGUAAGUGGGCAGUAAAAAAUGUUGAUGACUAUAAAUGGCAGCGUUAUAAUUUUUAUUUAGGCAACAAAUGCACACAGCUUAUAGUACUUACUUUGUGGUGUUCCUGGUGUUAUUCUUCUUUCUCAAAUGCCGAGAUAUCAAAUUUCAUAUAAAAUUAAUAUAUAACUAGGGUUUCCAACGAUGCCAGUUUUUGUAGGGCUGUCUCAGCUCUUAUUCAGGACUCCCUAGUCCGAACUUGGCCUUGCCAUGACAGCCAUUUGUGUUGGCGAUUCUCAAAUUGAAUAUUGUUGGACAGCAAGGAUCACUCCGUGCACCUUCUGCGACAUUCAUGUUGCUUGUGACCGUGCAAACAUUGUAAGCUAUGCAGAGCCUUUUCAGUAUAUUUAACCUUGGCAGCAGUCCUUUAGUGGAGAGUGUAUUCUUAAUCAUUAAAUGUUUCCUGGAGAUGACAAAAAUGCAUGCUGAAAGGGAGUGUUGCAUGGCUUAGCCUAAAUUGCCUCCCACAUGGUCAUGGCCAAAAUCACAUCGAGAGGCUUCCAUUUUCUUCACACAAUGCUAACCUAUGCGACAUAUAAUAAAAGCAAUGGAAAAUA